Trachymyrmex cornetzi is the source of this 573-nucleotide messenger RNA. RefSeq names its product 52 kDa repressor of the inhibitor of the protein kinase. The record is from RefSeq and is a predicted model, not a curated record. Gene Ontology annotation, molecular function: sequence-specific DNA binding. The transcript has 5 exons. Bases 1 to 510 code for a protein of 169 amino acids. NCBI's taxonomy places the organism in Eukaryota, Metazoa, Arthropoda, Insecta, Hymenoptera, Formicidae.
AUGUACAAAUGGUUGCAAUGGAUACGAGCAUGUGGAAGGCUGGAUUUACAACCCAAAGGUCCAGAAUAUGCUUAUCAAAAUUGCCGUUUGUGCCAUUUACAUUUUGAAAAAAAAUGGUACAAUAUUAACAAAAUUAAUGCUCGUCUUCAUCCAGAUGCUGUACCUACUUUAUUUGGACUACAUUUAGAACAAGAUCUUUUCAGAAAUAUAACAACUAAUAAAACACAAAAGGAAGAUGUAUUCGCAGAAAAAACGAAUAGAAAUACAGAGGCAACUGAUGUUGAAGUGGUUGAAAUACAGGAAGAAACUAGCAAUGCCAACACUUCAGAAAUAAUCUCUUCAGAAAUUCUGCCAAUCACUACUGUUAUCCAUGAUAUAAAGACUGGAAAAGUUAAACCAAGUACAUCCGGGAGUCAAUAUAUCAAGACAUCAUCGGAUGAUAGCCCAAGAAAGAGGAAAUUACGUUUGAAGAUCAAGAGAUUACAGGCACAAAAUAGAACGCUACAGUGAGACAGUUCGACGACUUCGUUUGGAAAAAAAGAACACCAAGAAGGUAAAAACUAAAGAAGUCAA